UCCUCGCAUGUAUGAAGCAAAUUCUGUUUGUCCCUCCGUACACAUAUUGCUGGAAUGAUGCUAAACUCGGUAAAGAUUUCAAUUCACUCCCAACUCACCCUCAGUCCCUCAUUUCCUUUGGCAGCAUCUGGUGGACCUUUGCAGUGUUGCUGAUGUCUGCCUACAUGUCCUAUAACAUAACGCAAGAGCUGAUGAACUACUACAGAUACCCAGUGAUCACCAACACGAAGGUGGAAGUCCGACAAGAGCUUCCCUUUCCAGCCAUCACCUUCUGCAACCAGAGUCCUUUCAACCUGACUGCGGUCAAAGAAGCUGAUCCCUACUUGGAGAAAUAUUUCAAUGGGGUCAGCCUGCUUGGGAGUUUUAAUGAUGCAAUCAAUUGGAGUGAUCCAGGAUACGGUACUACCUUCUCUGAGGGGCAAAGUCUGGACUGGUGGAAGAAGAUACUCAUGAAACCAAGCCAAAUGCUCAAUUUAUGCAUUAUGAAAGGUUCCAGGUGUUUGGCAGCUUUAAAGCCGGUUGUGACCAACAUGGGUCACUGCACAACAUUCAAUUGGAAUGCUUCUGAUGUUGCCAAAGUGAGAGUGACAGGCUUCGAUAAUAACCUCAUCAUAUUUGCAGACAUCUUCCAUAAUGAAUAUGUCAUUGGUUCACAGAUGGCAGCUGGGCUGAGGGUGAUCCUGCACGACCCCCGUAUCCACCCAGACGUUGCGACAUCAUCGUUUGUGGCAGCUCCGGGAACAUCCACGUACGCAGCCGUGAAAAGAUCUACGUACAUAAUUGACCUCGGUUUCGGUGAGGACGAAGCCUUCAUCAGAGAUAAUAUUUUGGAAAUCAGAAUCUACUACGAAAACCUCAUGCUCCAGGUAACUGAACAAAGCCCCCAAUACACUACAGAGACCAUCAUAGGUAACCUGGGAGGUCAAAUGGGCAUCUGUCUGGGAGCCAGCAUCCUGACAAUCACGGAGCUGGGAGAGUUCGUCCUUACACUCUGCAUGUCCAUCUUCAAGAAACUUCGGAGUGGUGGAAAACGUAAGCGCAUCAAACCCACCAAGAACUGA
Molecule: messenger RNA, 1061 nt
Organism: Haliotis rufescens (red abalone)
Lineage: Eukaryota; Metazoa; Mollusca; Gastropoda; Lepetellida; Haliotidae
Product: acid-sensing ion channel 4-B-like
Exons: 5
Coding region: 12-1061 (349 amino acids)
Biological process (GO): sodium ion transport
Cellular component (GO): membrane
Molecular function (GO): sodium channel activity
Source: RefSeq, a predicted model, not a curated record